This is a messenger RNA of Pundamilia nyererei, 1509 nucleotides long. It is a transcript of the gene leap2, whose product is annotated as liver-expressed antimicrobial peptide 2. NCBI's taxonomy places the organism in Eukaryota, Metazoa, Chordata, Actinopteri, Cichliformes, Cichlidae. The record is from RefSeq and is a predicted model, not a curated record. Bases 203 to 523 code for a protein of 106 amino acids. Gene Ontology annotation, biological process: defense response to bacterium; antimicrobial humoral immune response mediated by antimicrobial peptide. The transcript is spliced from 3 exons.
CACUUGAAAAGACUUAUAGGUUCCAGAUUCACUUCUUCUCACUUCUGGAAGUUGGCAGGGGUGCUUGAGACCUCCACAAAGUCUUGGAAAUCAGGGAAGCCUCCAGGUUGAGGCUGAGCAACGUAGCCAAAGAGAAAGAAAGGACGAUAAAAGCAAAGAAUCUCCGUAGACUUACCAGCAAACACCCCGGUCCACUGGAAAGAUGCAGAAGACAGGCUUCUUCACCCAAAAGAAAGCAGCAGCAGCACUGUGCAUUGUCCUGUUAAUGGUGGCUCAACAGGUGUGUGCAGGUCCUUUGGUUUCACAGGAUCAGUCCAGCUUCCUCCAGAGUGCAGAUCUAAGGGGGUCAGAUGUCGUCCACGCUCCGAGGAGGAUAGCCCGGAUGACCCCACUGUGGAGGAUCAUGAACAGUAAACCCUUCGGAGCAUACUGCCAAAACAACUAUGAAUGCUCCACAGGCCUCUGCAGGGCAGGACACUGCUCCACGAUGAACCGUUCGGCAUCGCAGCCGGUGAACUAUUAGACGUCCGAGGACACAACCAGCAUGUUCAUCCUGACGGGUUCUGAUAACUGGGAGAUCAGCUUACCCAGGCUUCUUCUUCUUCUUUUACUUCUUCAUUUUAAAUCAGAAUUUGUAUUUAUUUUCCAGUAAAAUUAUAUCUAAACAAUUUUUUAAAUGCACCUGUCAGGCAGUUACUGCCCCACCUGACGCAUUUCAAAUUGGGAAUUGUCAGGCCUUUCAAACCUUAAGCAUUUGAUGACAGUUUAACCACACAGAAAGUUGUAUUUCUGCAACUAUUGAGCUUUUUUUUUGUUAUUAUCUCUGCGUCCUACUAGUUACCCUGGCUUUGAACUUAUCCCACAGCUGAUAUAACGGCGCUCGAUAACAGCGUUUCAUUUAAAACCCGUUCCUUCAGAAAUAUCAUAAAACAGUGAAACAUUUUUAAAGGACAUUUGUAAUUCUGUAACUGAGCAGAUGCGUAGUCUCCACAUUUUUAUGACUGAGAUGUAAUUGGUCGUGUUUUCUAGGGUGUGAUAAACUCAGAUUUUUAAUGAUACGACUUUAUCAGAAGUAAAUGUAACAACUAGCUGUGCAGCAAUGCCUUCUACAAACUCCUCACCCUUACUUUCUUUUAACACUCGCAGUCAUAAUUUCUGUCCCCUUAAUAAUUGGACCAGCCUAGUUUAGUCCAAGGUUAAAUUAAAAGGUAAAAUGUAAAUGAAGGAUAAACCAAUAGAGAACAAAUGACAUGGAGCUGACCUUUGAUCACUUCUUACUGUUGGGCAUUUUACAUAAAGCAAAGUUUUGGAAAUCUUAAAAAUAUGAAUGAAUAUGAAUAUGAAUGAAGUUGCGGAAAUGACAUAAAAGGUGAUGGUAUAAAAACUGAGAAGAGGUGGAGCAAUGUUUUUGUUUUUGUUUUGUUUUUUCCUGCAAAGUAUCGCUAUCGGAUCAGUGUCGUCGAUACCACCCUGAAUAUUACUUGGUAUCGGAUCGGAAAGAAAAUCAGU